Messenger RNA from Salmo salar (Atlantic salmon), 3438 nucleotides. Lineage: Eukaryota; Metazoa; Chordata; Actinopteri; Salmoniformes; Salmonidae. The record is from RefSeq and is a predicted model, not a curated record.
UGGCCUGAAAAACCUCGUUAUGACUGCCAUAAAGACGUCAGUUAUUUCGGGUUUUCAUCUCACAUUUCAUUGUGAGAGAUAGUUUGCUGCCUCGCUUCUGUGGAUGACGCGGGAUCACAAUUCAGCACCUGGACAGCUCCUGGUCAUUAACCUAUUACUGGACACAUGGAGUCCCUAGCGUGAUCGUAGGGAAACCCUGUGAGCAGGCGAGAUCUGGGCACUAAAAUGCCCUCCUUCCGAAAGAUGACGUUUAACUGAAUAGGUGGAUAGUGGUGGACAUUUAAAAGCAUCUCCGUGAAUGAUGAUGCUUACAAUAAGGAUCGGGCUUUUUCGUUGUGCCCUGUAUUCUAAGCAGCAGCACGGGUCGUUAGCCAAUCCAAAUCUGAAGAGGAUAGCAGCAGCCUACACACAGCAACCGAGCCUCGCUCACACUGAUCAUCGGCAAGGGAGACAUUACCAUCAUCAUUAGGAGAGCAUGAGUCACGACCAUACUUUCAACAAUGUAGAGCAUAAAAGGUGUGGUGUGAGCCAAGUCUCUAUUCUCUGGUUAAAUCAAGAGUAACAAUCGUGUCGACGUCCAUUCACAGAAACAACACAGCAACAUGAGCAACCCCCAGGCCCCUCCCCAGGCCCAGGCCAGAGCCUCAGAGCUGGAAGUGAUCUCCCAGCAGGUGGAGGAGGACAACCAGUGUCAAGCUCCGGUCCAGGUGGUCAGCUUUGCAUACAGAGACCUGCCUCUGGCCGCGCUGGACAUCUCCCUGGCCGGAUCCCAGCUCAUCUCCAACCUGGACGAAGAGGACAACAGAGAGGGGUCUAACUGGCUGAAGCCAUGCUGUGGGCGGAGGGCAGCCCUAUGGCAGGUAUGUCUGCUGAGCGCAGGCUUCAACUGUUUCCUGGUGGCUUGUGUCAUCCUGGUGGUCGUGCUGCUGUGUCUGGAGCUGCUCAUCGACACCAAGCUUCUGCAGUUUAACAAUGCGUUCCAGUUUGCCAGCAUCAUCCACUGGAUCAGCCUGGCCAUUCUAUCUGUGUUCUUCACUGAGACGGUGUUCAGAAUUGUGGUGCUGGGGAUCUGGGAUUACAUCGAGAACAAAGUGGAGGUGUUUGACGGUGCAGUCAUAGUCCUGUCCCUGGCCCCCAUGGUGGCCUCAACAGUGGCCAACGGCCCCAGCAGCCCCUGGGACGCAAUCGGCCUCAUCAUCGCCCUGCGCAUCUGGAGGGUCAAGAGGAUCAUCGAUGCCUACGUGCUGCAGGUGAAGGUGGAGAUGGAGAUGGAGAACCAGCAGUAUGAGAAGGCCAAAGCUGCCAGGGAGGAGCAGCUGGAGAGACUCACCCAGAUCUGCCAGGAGCAGGCAUUUGAGAUCAGGCAGCUGCGGGCCCACCUGGCUCAGCAGGACUUGGACCUGGUAGCAGAGCGAGAGGCUGCCAUGCAGAUCCACCAUGUGUGGGGCAAGCAGAGCAGCAGCUUCCAGGAGGUGGACGGUCUGGCCCCUGGGGGCCCCGAUCAGCAUAGCCAGGCUAAAGCCAGGGAGGCAGCGGCCCCUAGAGAUCAUGUUGUUCAAGAUGACAUGAACAACUACAUCAGCCAGUACUACAGUGAGGCAAGCAGUGAUGUUGGGAUCCCAGACCCAGCUCGUGUCAUCACCACUGCAGCCAUAGACGUGCACCUGCCCAACAACCCCAGCCAGCUGCCCUCGUCUCUGGUGAGUGCAGAUGCAGCGUCCAGCUGUCUGCAGCGGACGGGCAGCUCUGUGAGCGAGGCCUCCAGCACCACCAUGUCCCGCUCUCGCUCCAGCUUCAGCGCCCACCAGCACAGUAUAAGUAGCCACACCCUGGGCUCCACCACCGACUGCAGCUCCACCGUCCGCGAGGCCUCCACCUCCACAGACUCCUACAGUGGCCAGCGCUGUUACCCCCCGCCCUACUGCAGCCCUCUGGCCCUGGGCUUGGGCACACAGCCUGGCCCCAGAGGACACCCCAGCACCGUGGUGCAGGAGCUGCUCUCCUCCCUGUCUGAGGACUCCUGUCUGGGCCAGAAGGGCUUGGACCCUGUCAACCUCAAAUUGCCCAGCCCUACUGGCUCCACCAAGACCAGCCCUGAGCUGGAGCACAGGCUCAACAUCUACAACAAGAGGAACAAGGAGAGCCGCAGAGGCUUCCACACCAAGCCUCUCAUCCACCUGCAGGCCAGGGAGCCUUUCAUGGAGGAGAAGUACAGGCUGUCUCAGGCAGAUGCCCCUGUCAGCAGCCUGCCUGAGACAUAGGAAAGGGCUACAGUGGUACUGUAUCUCUUAGCCAGCACUGACUCACUCCUCAAAGACCCUCCUGAAACUCACUGACUAAAACUAAAGACAUGAACUCAGAGGCAUCCUCCACUGGCAUACAGCCAUCUUCCUCAUUGCCAAAAGCACCUUGGAACUGUGAAUGGCAGCUCUGCCAGCACAGCCCAUCGUCCAUUGAGGACAGGGAAACAUGCUUUAGUGAGCAGGCACUGAACAUCUAUCAGGAAUUGCCACAAUAAAUGAGUAUAUGGAGUCACCAAAAGAAACCAGCAUUAGGUCAUUAGCCCGAGCUCUGAGGUAGCAGGGCUCAGCAGAAAUGUGACUGGCUCUGAUGCUUUUGAAUGUGAUAUCAUUUAGCGAUGGGGCUGGGUGUGAGUGGGUGGAACUGGGUGGUUUGUUUGUCUGAUAUACUUGCUUAGGGAUUGGAGACACUAGACUGAUCACAAGACAACUACUAAUUGGCAAUCAUGUCAUGAGCCACACUAAUCAGACAUUUUAUAAACAAACCAUACUGAAAGUCAACCUGGAGUCUCUCGACCUCAACAUUAAGUACAGUCCUCUCUGAUCGGACAAAUGCAGGGUACAUUUGAUCUGUGUUCUGUGUUGAGCUGUGUUCUCAGCUUAUUUCUUACCUUUGUCUUUCUACAUUAUCAAUGCUAAAGUUUGUAUUCAAAUGAUAUGACAAAAUAUUUUUAAGCCAGACAAUUGAGCGAUUGAGGGAAGUUUCAGCUACCAAAUCUCAAGGGGUUUGUAAUUGAAGAUGUUAUGUAAAGUGUUGGUCAGAAGAAAAAGUAUUAUAGCAUGGACCUUUAAAAAUAUCUGCUUUUAGACAUGGCAAUCUAAUCCUGUGCACUUUAAUGUCAACAGGCAUUUUGUAAAUUGAUCAUGAAGGGAAUUCAGUGCAGAGUAAAAGCAAUUAAAAGGCAAACAUGGUAAAACAGUCAUUUACAGUCAGUUUUAUCAUUGAUACCAAGACCUUUCGGUGGACUACACAUUAAUAAAAGUGCAUUAGUGAGGCAGGUUUAGACUUCCUGAAGAUUGCCUUUAUUGUGACGCUACGUUAAAUACAUGUUACAAAAUAUGCAUUAACAGGGAACAAAAAGAUCACCUACGCCAGGUAAGCAAAACGUUAUCUGUGGCAUUAUUAUACCUACGUCCA